Bufo bufo (common toad) is the source of this 1245-nucleotide messenger RNA. RefSeq names its product IQ motif containing C (gene IQCC). The coding region runs from base 31 to 1125 and encodes 364 amino acids. Lineage: Eukaryota; Metazoa; Chordata; Amphibia; Anura; Bufonidae. The transcript is spliced from 6 exons. Gene Ontology annotation, molecular function: protein binding. The record is from RefSeq and is a predicted model, not a curated record.
UAUUCAGAUCCAGGAGACGGCGGUUGAAAGAUGGAGAUGGAGGAAAGUUGUGCGAGAAUCUUGCAGGCCCACAUCCGUGGUUUUCUGGUCCGACGGAAGCUACAUAAGGUUCAUCAGGAAUAUUUGGAGGUGGUGCGAGAGAUAGAGGGAGAAGACGUUAUCCUGUGCCCAGGAAAAUGGCUCCUAUCUAUCCCACAGGUCACUGCGUUGGAUAAGGUUCAGAUAACCAGACCAGACAAACCAGAAUAUAAUGGCUUUGCCCAUUCAAAGCUUUCAAGUUCUUCUAAACAGUCUAUAGAAUUCCAGCAUAGAGAAACACCUUUCAACAUAACCUUUGGAGGAAAAGUGCAUGUGAAGAAAACAGAAACACGUAUGCCUUCAUUUGUCCGAGAAAAAGAUGUCCAGAGCCUGGAACAGCAAUGUCAGAAAAUGAUGGAUGACCCUAUCGAGACCCUUGGCCCAAACCAGGAUAUCUCCUUUAUUCAGGGAACAAAAGCAGAAAGGGAAGGUUUCUUUCCAGAGAACAUUAGUCUGGAAAGAGACAGAUGCAUUCAACAGACUGAUGGUCCAGUACGAGAGGUUAGCCAUAUGGAGACUGAUAGUCCAGUGCGAGAGGUCAGCCAUGCAGAGACUGAUGGUCCAGUGCGAGAGGCCAGCCAUGCAGAGACUGGUGCUCCAAUACGAGAGGCCAGCCAUGCAGUGAGUGAUGGUCCAGUACGAGAGGCCAGCCAUAGAGUGACUAAUGGCCGAGUACGAGAGGUCAGCCAUGCAGAGACUGAUGGUCCAGUACAAGAGGACAGCCAUACAGUGGCUGAUGCCCUAGUAGGAGAGACCAGACAUAGAGAUGACAAAAAUAUAGAGGUUCCAUCAAGGACUUCUGACCCUGACAUAAAGCACCACCUACCUCAUUCUAAGGCAAAGGGUACUUUUCCUAGUCUGGAACUGAGAAGAGACAGUAUCUUAUGGUUUGAAGAAACUGUGAAUACAGAUAUCACCAUGAAGACUGCAAGGGAGCUAAGAAAAUACAGAAGUCAUUUGGCUAUGGAGAUCUUGUGGGUGCAACAAGCAAUUGCUAGUAGAAAGAACUAUCUUAUGGUAAGACAGAGGUUGGGAGCCUGUGAUUGAUUUUCCGUGGUUCUGAAAUAAUCUGGAAGCCAGAACAUUUACCAUACCCAGACUUUCACACUUCGAGGAUCAGGCAUCAUGUCCUUCGCUAAAUCUGUCCGGAUGUUGACUUUUUCUGUG